Messenger RNA from Gryllus bimaculatus (two-spotted cricket), 366 nucleotides. Lineage: Eukaryota; Metazoa; Arthropoda; Insecta; Orthoptera; Gryllidae. The record is from the annotation of a GenBank genome assembly.
AUGAAAGACAUAUACAACAAUAAUUCAUUUACGCCAGAAGACACGGUGAGUCAGUUGCAGGCGUUCUCUUGUGAAGGAAGGUUUCAGCGGCAGUGCACGUGCCAGCAGAUAUCACUUAAAGGAUCAUCAUCAGCAAUGGACACCGAAAUGAAGCCAAAGGAGAAAAAUUGUGAAAAUAUUCAGUCUCUUCCGCCACGCACAGAAAACUGUCUAAAAGAGGACCCUGCAACUCCAGGAAUAGUUUGUAAUUUCCCGCCACUGCCACAGCCCUUUCCCCCUUGUUCCCGCCCUCCUGCUUCUUCUUCAUCUUCUUCUUGCAUCCCUUCAUCGGACGCGGACUUGCAACAAGCAGACGUCGAUACCAUA